GCUGCUGAUAGUCAUGGCUCGCCUUUCGCUCUAGAUCCGGUGUGCUGCAAGUGUCUGUGAUUUACCGAACGUUAUCUCCGUCAUUGGCGAGAAAAAAUUCGCAUUGGUGCGGAUUAAUCGGACAGAGAGACCUGCGCCGAUUUACAACCUGGCCCUUGGCUGCCGCCGGCGAUAAGAUAAAGAAGAGACGAUGAUGAAGUCGGCCGCCGGCUGCCCAUCCCACCUCUCAGUUCUGUCGUGGAUUUUCACGUGCUAGUUUUUCAGUGACUUGUAAAUAAUAUACUCGAUUGCCAAAAUGCCUGCAACUCUGCAGUCCAUCAAGUACGAGAGCGGCAAGCUGGAAAUUCUGGACCAGCUUUUGCUGCCGUCCAAGUCCGAGUACAUCGCCAUCAAUGGAGUCGAGGAAGGCUGGCAGGCCAUCCAUUUGAUGCAGGUCCGAGGAGCCCCGGCGAUCGCAAUGGUCGGUUGUCUAAGUCUUGCCGUGGAAAUGAUCAACGAAGAGCUGCACGAUAAGAAGGUCCUGAGGCAGGAAAUCGAGGGCAAACUGAAUUAUCUUGUAUCUGCUAGACCGACUGCUGUCAACAUGAAAAUCGCAGCUGAAGAACUAAUAGCUCUGGCCAACCAACUGAGCAAAAACGAAGAAGUCUCAGCCGAGCAAAUGAAAGAACAGUUUUUGAGCCACAUAGAAUCUAUGCUGGCCAAAGAUAUAGAAGACAAUAUGGCCAUUGGCAAACACGGGGCCAGUGCCAUAAUAAAAACGGUUAGAGACAAGAAGAAUGUGAGGAUCCUCACACACUGCAACACCGGUUCGCUCGCCACUGCUGGGUAUGGAACAGCGCUUGGAGUUGUUAGGUCUCUGCACGCAGAGAAACGACUCGAUCAUGUUUACUGCACUGAAACACGGCCUUACAACCAAGGCGCCCGACUUACCGCCUUUGAACUAGUGCACGAACGGAUCCCAGCCACCCUGAUCUGUGAUAGCAUGGUAGCCGCCCUAAUGAGGGCAAGAACCAUCACUGCUGUUGUAGUGGGCGCGGACAGAGUUGUUGCUAACGGAGACACAGCCAACAAGAUUGGCACCUACCAGAUUGCUGUGAUUGCCCGUCACCACUCUGUGCCUUUCUACGUUGCCGCCCCCUUCACAUCUAUCGACUUCAAGAUUCCUAGCGGAGAACACAUUGUUAUCGAAGAGCGACCUGAUUGUGAGAUGACCUGCAUUGGCGAACAUAGGAUAGCAGCAUCAGGAAUAUCAGUAUGGAAUCCUGCCUUUGACGUAACGCCAGCUGAACUGAUAACAGGAGUCAUCACUGAAAAGGGAAUUUUUGCCCCAUCUGAGAUCAUCAAGCUGAAGCCAGAAGAAAAUGGACCCGACGCGUAACUCAUGCUAAAAGCUCACUUAUCCUCUAGAUACUAGCCUGCAUUCUCUAUUUUAUGUGUUGUAAUAAUUAAUAUAAUUAUGCCUCUUAGGUGUGUAGCUUUCGAAAAAAAAAAACUGCAGGUCAGUUCAUGGAGCGUAGAGUAGUCCAUAUCUAGCAAAACAUUGUCAGAGAAAACUUGAUAGGCAUUUAUUUUUAAGUGUUGGAAACAUUCAACUCUGGACAACCCCUACCUUUUUUAAGGUGUGCCAUGGAUGGUUGAUUUUGGCCGAGCUUAUGAUUUUUUUACCACUAUUUAGUCAGAUUUCAGAUGAGUUUCCUAUUUCUGAUUGUUCUUCCUCUGCGUAAAUUGUAAGGAGAAGUUUUUGAUGUUAAGUAAGGAAUGACAAUUUAUAUCUGUGUAAAUGUUGUCGAAGCUUUGCAUUAAAAGUGCCUAUGUGAAACAUUAAUAAAACAAAGCUCUUGAUUAUUGCUAAAA
Messenger RNA from Neocloeon triangulifer, 1854 nucleotides. RefSeq names its product methylthioribose-1-phosphate isomerase. Bases 296 to 1378 code for a protein of 360 amino acids. The record is from RefSeq and is a predicted model, not a curated record. The transcript has 6 exons. NCBI's taxonomy places the organism in Eukaryota, Metazoa, Arthropoda, Insecta, Ephemeroptera, Baetidae. Gene Ontology annotation, molecular function: S-methyl-5-thioribose-1-phosphate isomerase activity.